Messenger RNA from Drosophila miranda, 2284 nucleotides. RefSeq names its product arylsulfatase B. Lineage: Eukaryota; Metazoa; Arthropoda; Insecta; Diptera; Drosophilidae. The coding region runs from base 204 to 1994 and encodes 596 amino acids. The record is from RefSeq and is a predicted model, not a curated record. The transcript is spliced from 7 exons.
GAUCGACUGGCCCCCGCCAAUUGAUUCCGUUAACUCCCCACCAGUCCACACAGAGAUCCACACCAUCCAUCGCGAACGAGGCCUGAUAAGCCCAUUGUGUGUGUUUCGCGUUUGUUGUGCUUUCGUUCGCUGUGUUUUCGCUUGUCUGUCCGGCGCUGGAGUAGAAAAAGAAACGUUUUGUUUCCAGUUCCAUUUAUGGCGCCAUGGCGAUGUCAACUGAUCUGAGCCAAAUGACAAAUGGUCAUAGAAAUGUGCCGAUAAUUUUGUUGUUAACUGCCGGAUUAGCCAUUGCCUUGGCGAAUGGUCAAGACGCGAGAUCCCCCGGAAAACCGCACAUCAUCAUCAUAAUGGCUGAUGAUAUGGGCUUCGACGAUGUGAGCUUUCGGGGCUCCAAUAACUUUCUCACGCCCAAUAUCGACGCCUUGGCAUAUAGCGGAGUGAUUCUGAACAAUCUGUACACCGCUGCCAUGUGCACUCCCAGCCGGGCUGCUCUUCUCACUGGAAAAUAUCCCAUUAACACAGGCAUGCAGCACUAUGUGAUCGUGAAUAAUCAGCCCUGGGGUCUGCCGCAGCAGGAGAAGACAAUGGCGGAGAUCUUCCGGGAGAACGGCUACUACACCAGUCUCCUGGGCAAGUGGCAUCUGGGGAUGUCGCAGCGCAACUUUACGCCCACCCAGCGGGGCUUCGACCAUCAUCUGGGCUACUUGGGAGCCUAUGUGGACUAUUACGACCAGACCUACCAGCAAAAUGGCAAGAACUACGCGAGAGGGCAUGACUUUCGCCUUAAUCUGAACGUCACUCACGACCAGGUGGGCCACUACGUGACCGACGUGCUCAGCGACGCGGCCGUCGAGCUGAUCGAGCAGCACAGUGGCAGCAACAGCAGCCAGCCACUCUUCCUGCUCCUCAGCCACCUGGCCCCGCAUGCGGCCAACGCCGACGAUCCCAUGCAGGCCCCCGCCGAGGAGCUGGCCAAGUUCGAGUACAUCCGGAACGAGACCCAUCGCUAUUACGCCGCCAUGGUAUCGCGGCUGGACAGGAGUGUGGGGCGAGUCAUCGAUGCCCUGGCCCGCCAGCAGAUGCUGCAGGACAGCAUUGUACUCUUCCUGUCGGACAACGGCGGACCCACAGUGGGCGAGCACUCGACGACGGCCUCCAACUAUCCCUUGAGAGGCCAAAAGAACUCUCCCUGGGAGGGAGGUCUGCGCUCGUCUGCGGCCAUCUGGAGCACCGAGUUCGAGCGGCUGGGCACCGUGUGGAAGCAGCAGACCUACAUUGGCGACCUUCUGCCGACGCUCGCCGCAGCGGCGGGCAUAGCGCCAGAUCCGGACCUGCAAUUGGACGGAAUGAAUCUCUGGUCGGCCCUCAAGUACGGUUACGAGUCGUUGGAGCGAGAGAUCGUGCACAACAUCGACAUGGACCCGUCGGCACCCUAUCUGGCCUACACCCGAGGCAAGUGGAAGGUGGUGAACGGCACCACCAACGCGGCCCUCUUCGACGGCUGGCUGGGCGAGCGGGUAACGCGGGAAGUGGAUCCCCGAUCCGCGAACUACGAGGAGCUGAUCCGCAACACCACUGUCUGGCAGCACCUCCAACUGCUUAUGGGGAGCCAGAAUGAGCGCAACAUAACCAGUCUCCGGCAGCAGGCCCAGAUCGAGUGCCCGGAGCCUCCGCGCACGACCAAGCCGUGUCUCCCGCUACUGGCCCCCUGUCUUUUCGACAUCGAUGCGGAUCCCUGCGAGCGGAACAAUCUGUACGAGGACUACCGCAACACGACCAUCUUUCUCGACUUGCUGCAACGCAUCGAGCAGUUUGCAAGCCAGGCCCAUGCUCCGAACAACAUGCCAGAGGAUCCGGAUUGCGAUCCACGCUUUUACCACAACGAGUGGACCUGGUGGCAGGACGAACAGGCCUCCGGGGCAGCCAUCAUGUGGAGCGUUGAACGAUUAAACCCUCUUCUGGUAGUAUUCGUAGGCUUUUGGUGGAUAUUGUAAACUGACAUCUGGCCCAAAAGUAUGCUCCCAAAAAUCAAUCCCAACUCUGAAAUGAAACGUCGUAAUUUUGGAAACAAAACAGCUCUUCUUCUGCAACAUUCCAUAGAACUCACAGGCGAAAGGUCCGACUAAACUGUUAGUUGGAACCAUUAAUGGUUCUUAGUAGUGUCUAAAUGGCAAUCAACUAGAUUAUGUAUGUGCCUAUCUUAUCGAUGGGCCCAUCGCUUCUGUGAAUUGUGAUAGUUGCAAAACCCCCGUCAAUAUAUAAAUACAUACCUAUAUAAAAGAGA